Messenger RNA from Frankliniella occidentalis (western flower thrips), 1913 nucleotides. Its product is annotated as GTP-binding protein 10 homolog. Gene Ontology annotation, molecular function: GTP binding; magnesium ion binding; GTPase activity. The record is from RefSeq and is a predicted model, not a curated record. The coding region runs from base 147 to 1313 and encodes 388 amino acids. Gene Ontology annotation, cellular component: mitochondrion. Lineage: Eukaryota; Metazoa; Arthropoda; Insecta; Thysanoptera; Thripidae. The transcript is spliced from 7 exons.
ACCAGCAGCCGACACGAUCUGUUCUAACCUUCCCGUUCCUCGAUGCUUGGUACAUUGGUGUAUUGAGUGUUGAAAAACACUAUUUAAUGUCUUUUUUCAUUUGUAGAAAGAGAAUGUCAUUAUCGUUUUCAAUUGCUUGAUCAAUUAUGGUCUGUCUUAGCCCAUCUUUACUCAUGCGAGUAACAUCGGUGUCAUUAAAGAGACUUCGUGGCACAUUUUUUGAUAAAGUGCAUUUAAAUCUUCGAGCUGGUAAUGGAGGUAUGGGCAAUCAGAAGUUCGGUGGUGUUGGAGGUAAGGGCGGGGACAUAUACAUGAAAGGGUCUAAGGUCAAGGAUUUGAUGGGCGUUGCUGUCCAAUACCCAGAAAGGAAAAUAAGAGCUGAACAUGGUGGAAAUAGUAUUGAAAAAAGAUUAUUGGGUGUGCGAGGAACCGACAUAGUUGUGGAAGUGCCCUGUGGGGUCAGGGCCAUCACUGAUGACAAGCUCAUUAUCGGAGAAGUAAACAAAAUCAACGAGACAGUUCUCCUAGCACGAGGAGGAGUUGGUGGAAACCCUGCAACCAACUUCUCUGGUCUCAGAGGACAGAAAUUUAAUGUGACACUUGAGUUGUCCCUUAUUUCUGAUGUUAGCCUUUUAGGUUUUCCAAAUGCUGGCAAGUCAACUCUUUUAAAAGCAUGUUCAAAUGCCAAACCAAGAAUUGCAGCAUAUCCAUUCACUACUGUGAAACCCAAUAUUGGGAUUUUACAGUAUAAAGAUCACAGGAGUAUAUCAAUGGCUGAUCUUCCUGGACUUAUCGAAGGAGCCCAUGCCAAUUAUGGAAUGGGUCACAAAUUUUUACGGCAUAUUGAGAGAACUAAUAUUGUGUUAAUGAUUGUUGAUGUGACCGGAUUCCAGCUUAAUCUCCAGCACCCUAAAAGAUCUGCACUUGAAACAAUCAUGUUACUCCUUAAGGAAUUAGAACUUUAUAAUCCAAGCUAUUUAGACAAGCCUAUGGCUUUGAUAGUGAACAAAAUGGAUCAACCUGGAUCAGAAGAAGUGCUUUCAGAAAUUAAAAGUAAAUUGGCUAAUAUAGAAGAAUUUUCUGAAAAUUUGCCCGAGAACAUGAAGUGUGAAAGACUUAUACAAUUUGAAGAUAUUAUCCCGAUAUCAGCAAAAUCUGAUUCAGAAAGUGUGAAAGCUGUAAAGGAAUAUGUUCGCUUAUCUUUGAAAAAUCUUGCUGAAAAGAAGUGGUCUGACACAGUUCAGGGUGAGGUGGAAGAGUCUCUUAAAAGAUUAAAACCAACUAGUGAAGAAAAGGGACCCACACUUGUGUAAGAUAAAGAAAAAAAAUACAACUACAUUUGAUAACUGUGUGCAUCUCUACACUCUUUUACCACCAUUCUCCAGCUUCUCUUGAUAUUGUAUAAAGAAGAGGUAUACUUGGGUCAAUAAUGGGAAAUGAAAUAAGAAAACCAAAAAUUUGCUUUUAUCGCCAUAAGAUUCUAUUGAGCUCUCUAGAACGCCAAAAUACUUGGCUCCAACUUUAUCCAGAGGAUAGUCACUUUCCAAUUUUUCAUGUAAAUACAAAAAAAAUGUUCACUAAGAUUUUGAUCAGAUUCUGUGCUCGACAGUUCAAGGUUAUGUAAAAUGAGGGAACACCAAAUUUGGAGAAGUGGCAAAGGAUAAAGUUUGACAAGAUUUGAAUGUCCUGAAUUGACCAGAAUGGACAAAACGAUUAUUUCUACAAAGCCACAUCAAUACAUCAAAGACCUCCUGCACCAUUACAAAAACACACUUAAAUAACAUACCAAUGCAUUCGUCCUUUACACCAGUGAAUGUUAAAUCAAUUACAGAAAAUAGUUAGAUACCUCAAAGAACAUGGCAUGAAAGACUAAAAAAAAAAAAAAAAAAAAAAAAAAAAAAAAAAAUAAGAAA